AUGCCAAAACCUACUUCUUCUUCUAUAAAGUCAAAUUCCUUUACGCCUCCACGGCGAAGACAAAGCGCCAAAAAGCAGUCGUCUCUGGAUUCCCCGACACACGACUCCGCCAGUAUUGCAACUAGUUCAUGUCGUUACGAUAGCUCGCUUGGUCUUCUCACCAAGAAAUUUGUUAAUCUCUUAAAAGAAGCAAAAGAUGGUGAUUUAGACUUAAACACUGCCGCCGUCUCAUUGCAAGUGCAAAAGCGUAGGAUAUACGAUAUUACCAAUGUAUUAGAAGGAAUCGGAUUAAUCGAAAAAAAUUCGAAAAAUCAUGUUCGUUGGAAAGGUGUACAGCAGCUGCCAUUGGCUUCUUCUUUAUGCCAGGAUUAUAAACAAAAGAUAAAGGAACUCCAAGCUGCCAAUGCUACCCUUGAAUCUGAGAAAUUAGAACUUGAAAGAGCUGAUCAGGAUGUGGAUAUCAGUAUAAGAAAUAUAUAUGAAUCUGAAGGAAGUGCAAGUCUCGCAUUUGUACAUCAAUCAGAAAUCGAAAAAAAUAUUAAUCUUUUUCACCAAGAUAUCUUGAUUGCAAUAAAGUCUCUCUCAGGAACACCGUUGCAGGUCCUUGAGGCGGUUGAGAAUGAACAAUCAGGCCAGCCUCUCUACCAGAUUCAAAUACAUGAUCCAAAUCUUCAACAAGUUCAUAUUUUCCAACUCUCAGACGGUAAUCCAGGACAUAAUUUGACUAUAACAGAUGACCAUUCCACACGUGCAUUUACUCAACAAAGCCAGCCUUUGAAUAUUAGAAAUGGUGAUCCUCUCCAUCCUAAUGUAGCCCUUCCUCCUCCGUUUUCUCAUAUGUCUUUAAUACCAACCCCUACUGAUGAGGAUUAUGACAUGCUUGAUGAUAGUAUGGAUUACCACUUAUAUUAUCAACGGCAACAGCAGAUUCAACAUCCAAAUCAUCGUCACUUUAAUCACCAACAUCAUCUGUCACAUAACCGUGAUAGCGAUGAUUUUGAACCACUUGACCCAUCAUCUGAUUAUAUUUUUGGUACGUUCAGGCAUGACGGUCGCGAAGGAUUAGAUGUAUUCGAAAGAAACUCAAAUCAAAGGAUGAGGGAAGGUGGUCAUCAUCGUCCACAAUAA
Messenger RNA from Racocetra persica, 1128 nucleotides. NCBI's taxonomy places the organism in Eukaryota, Fungi, Glomeromycota, Glomeromycetes, Diversisporales, Gigasporaceae. The record is from the annotation of a GenBank genome assembly.